Aureococcus anophagefferens is the source of this 1395-nucleotide messenger RNA. RefSeq lists its product as hypothetical. The transcript has 2 exons. The record is from RefSeq and is a predicted model, not a curated record. The coding region runs from base 1 to 1395 and encodes 464 amino acids. NCBI's taxonomy places the organism in Eukaryota, Pelagophyceae, Pelagomonadales, Pelagomonadaceae.
AUGACGGACUUCACGCGCGACAACCCGGGCCUGGGCAAGGCGCUGGUCUACACGCUCGAGUCCGUGGACCGCACGGACCACCCGGCCGGCGCCGGGCCCGGCGGGCCCGGCAAGCCCUGCACGGCCUUUCUCAAGUGCGGCGAGUCGCGGCGCCAGUGCAAGUUCGCCGACGUCGUCAAGGAGGGCUCGCCCUUCGUCAUGUACGCGACGGAGAAGGACAAGCUCGUCUUCCUCGAGUUCGACGACAAGCCCGCGCUCUGGCGCGAGCCGUUCCUCGACCGGGGAGCGCGGAAGCUCGUGAAGGAGGGCAGCCGCGUCGCCGUCUGCUCCUUCGAGACGGCCAAGGCCUGGAUCGAGGAGCACAACAAGUACGACGUCCUCCUCGAGGGCCGCGUCUGCUUCGUCUUCAACUGCGGCCGCUGCGGGUCGACGCUGCUGCACAAGGCGCUCGAGGCGCUCGACGUCCAGAGCUCGUCCGAGCCCCACUGGUGCGACCAGAUCGGCGCCCGCGCGCCGUCGACGCCGCGCGACGACACGUGGCAGGCUAUCGUGUUGUUCCACCUGUCGCCGAACCCGGACGCGAAGCGGUUCUCGCUCAACCCGAAGAACAUCAACGGCGGCGCCUUCCUCGCGGACAUCGUCGCCGUCGACUUCCCCAAGAGCACGAUGUGCUUCAUGUACCGGUCCGCGGAGAAGGUCAUGGACUCGUUCGGCCGCCUGCUCUGCGCCGGCGACGACGCCGCGACCGUCGAGGCCGAGCGGGCGGACUGGCGGUCGACGCCGGCGCUCAUGCGCGUCGCGACGCUGCCCAUGCUGCCGCUCUACGCGACGGCGGUCGAGGACGCCGCGACGGCCGGCUCGCUGCCCUUCGGCGAGGCGAGCCGCGCCAAGGUCGCCAUGGAGUUCUGCAAGUGGUUCGACGCCGUCGUCUCCUGGCUCACCCUCGUCCAGCGGCGCCACGACGAGCAGCUCGACGACCCCGUCACGCGCGCCGUCGCGAUCCGCUACGACGACUUCGUCGCAAAGGAGUCGCGCGAGGACGUGCUCGUCGCGGCGCUGAGGCACCUCGGCGGCUUCUUCGAGACCGACGGCGACGUCGCCAAGGCCGUCGCCGUCUUCGACGUCGACUCCCAGGCGGGCUCCGCGAUGACGCGACAUUCCGCGGCGCCGUUCCUCACGGACGCGGACCGGACGCUCGCGCGCCGCUGCGUCGCCGACGCGGCCAAGGUCCUCAAGCUCCCGCUCAAGGCCCUCGACGGCGGCGCGAACCUGCUCCUCCCCAACUCCCUCGGCGCCACGGACUGCCCGACCUACAAGACCGUCGAGCCCACGGCGUUCCAGAAGUUCCAGAAGAAGGUCGGGGCCUUCGAGGAGAACAACUGCGCCCAGUCCUAG